This is a messenger RNA of Parnassius apollo (apollo), 2871 nucleotides long. The record is from the annotation of a GenBank genome assembly. Lineage: Eukaryota; Metazoa; Arthropoda; Insecta; Lepidoptera; Papilionidae.
AUGAGUUCACCAAGUAAAGAAACAGAAGAGCCGACGUCAACUAGCCCGCCUGAAAAAAAUGCAGCUAGUGGAAGUGGUGAUCCGGGUGCGUCGGCGGCGCAGGAACGACCGCCCGCCAAGCGCCGUCUUUCCAGCACUGUUAUCGAAAUUUCAGACACCGAAAGCGACGAUUCAGAUGUUUGUGCAGUUAAGUCAUACCAGGCCUCUGCUGAUGAGGUGAAGAGAAUUCGCGGUACGGAAUACUCUUCAUCUUCAUCAUCAUCAGAUUAUAGUUCUGAUUCAGAGUCACCAUGGGAAGACGACUCUAUAUUGGUAGAAGACAAGGUUCACAGUAAAUUGGUGAAGGCUCAGCUCAACCCUAGGGCACAUAGAAUGGAUGAUCCAAAGUUUAAUUCAUUAUUAAAGUCACAAGAAUUGAAAACCAAAUUGAUAAACCAUUGGUCUGAACCUAAAGAUUAUUCAAGUGAUGAAGUGACACUAACUUGUGACCCAUUCCGUCUCUGCUUGCUCCAUGAUUUACUUGAAAAUCCUGAGAUCAUUAACAAUAUUGUUGAUGACAUGAACACACUGGACUGGUCUCGUAAGAAAAUGGAUCUUUAUGAGUUCCAUCAGACUACUGAUCUAGCAAAUCUAACAUGGCAACGGAGUAUUAGAGGAAUUUAUGAGUUAUUAAAGACUGAAGUUAUGAGUUGGGUGUCUGAGGUGACUGGUCUGCUUCUAACGUCAGUCUCCGCAUCCUGCUCGCUGUACGGGCCGGGCGACCAUCUGCUGGUGCACGACGACAUGUUGGCCGACCGUCGCAUCGCCUUCAUCCUGUACCUGGCGCCCACCGUGCACUCCCGAGCGCUGCUUAAUGGCACCAACAUGGAGUCGAAGCGUGGGUGGUGCGGGUGGGAGGAACGGCUGGGCGGGGCCCUGGAGCUGCUGGCGCGGGACGAGCUGGGCCGCGCCGCCGCCGUGCAGCGCCGCGUGUACCCGCGCAACAACAUGCUCGCCUUCUUCAGGGUCGGACAUGACUCCUUCCACCAGGUGGGCGAGGUGGUAUCGCUGGAGCUGCCGCGGCUGUCCAUCAAUGGCUGGUUCCACGGCCCGGAGCCGCCCGACCCUCCCGCUCUGGUGCCGCCUCCGCCCGCCCUGCUCGCCCCGCCCGCCCCCAUGCUGCGCCCGCACUCAGACGUCGUGUUACUAAACCAGUGGGUGGACGCGCCGUACAUGUCUCCGCGGAUCCGCGCGCAAGUGCAGUCGCAGAUGGAGCGCGCGAGCGAGGUGUGCCUGCGUGACGUGCUUCUGCCGCAGCGCUACCAGCAGCUGCUGCACGCGCUGGCUCGCCCCGGUACGUACAUGUCGUUUGUCUACUUGCUGUCUGCUGUUGCGAGUGCAGUCGCAGAUAUAGAGUGCGCGCGAGGUGUUUUGCGCGACGUGCUGCUGCCGCAGCGCUACCAGCAGCUGCUGCACGCGCUGGCUCGCCCCGGUACGUACAUGUCGUUUGUCUACUUGCUGUCUGCUGUUGCGAGUGCAGUGGCAGAUAUAGAGUGCGCGCGAGGUGUUUUGCGCGACGUGCUGCUGCCGCAGUGCUUCCAGCAGCUGCUGCACGCGCUGGCUCGCCCCGGUACGUACAUGUCGUUUGUCUACUUGCUGUCUGCUGUUGCAAGUGCAGUGGCAGAUAUAGAGUGCGCGCGAGGUGUUUUGCGCGACGUGCUGCUGCCGCAGCGCUACCAGCAGCUGCUGCACGCGCUGGCUCGCCCCGGUACGUACAUGUCGUUUGUCUACUUGCUGUCUGCUGUUGCGAGUGCAGUGGCAGAUAUAGAGUGCGCGCGAGGUGUUUUGCGCGACGUGCUGCUGCCGCAGUGCUUCCAGCAGCUGCUGCACGCGCUGGCUCGCCCCGGUACGUACAUGUCGUUUGUCUACUUGCUGUCUGCUGUUGCGAGUGCAGUGGCAGAUAUAGAAAGCGCGCGAGGUGUUUUGCGCGACGUGCUUCUGCCGCAGCGCUACCAGCAGCUGCUGCACGCGCUGGCUCGCCCCGGUACGUACAUGUCGUUUGUCUACUUGCUGUCUGCUGUUGCGAGUGCAGUGGCAGAUAUAGAGUGCGCGCGAGGUGUUUUGCGCGACGUGCUGCUGCCGCAGUGCUUCCAGCAGCUGCUGCACGCGCUGGCUCGCCCCGGUACGUACAUGUCGUUUGUCUACUUGCUGUCUGCUGUUGCGAGUGCAGUGGCAGAUAUAGAGUGCGCGCGAGGUGUUUUGCGCGACGUGCUGCUGCCGCAGUGCUUCCAGCAGCUGCUGCACGCGCUGGCUCGCCCCGGUACGUACAUGUCGUUUGUCUACUUGCUGUCUGCUGUUGCGAGUGCAGUGGCAGAUAUAGAGUGCGCGCGAGGUGUUUUGCGCGACGUGCUGCUGCCGCAGUGCUUCCAGCAGCUGCUGCACGCGCUGGCUCGCCCCGGUACGUACAUGUCGUUUGUCUACUUGCUGUCUGCUGUUGCGAGUGCAGUGGCAGAUAUAGAGUGCGCGCGAGGUGUUUUGCGCGACGUGCUGCUGCCGCAGUGCUUCCAGCAGCUGCUGCACGCGCUGGUUCGCCCCGGUACGUACAUGUCGUUUGUCUACUUGCUGUCUGCUGUUGCGAGUGCAGUCGCAGAUAUAGAGUGCGCGCGAGGUGUUUUGCGCGACGUGCUGCUGCCGCAGCGCUACCAGCAGCUGCUGCACGCGCUGGCUCGCCCCGGUACGUACAUGUCGUUUGUCUACUUGCUGUCUGCUGUUGCGAGUGCAGUCGCAGAUAUAGAGUGCGCGCGAGGUGUUUUGCGCGACGUGCUGCUGCCGCAGCGCUACCAGCAGGUGUCUAGCUGCUGCCUGCUGCUGCGAGUGCAGUCGCAGAUAUAG